Physella acuta is the source of this 1591-nucleotide messenger RNA. RefSeq lists its product as uncharacterized. Lineage: Eukaryota; Metazoa; Mollusca; Gastropoda; Physidae. The record is from RefSeq and is a predicted model, not a curated record.
UAACAUACUCCAUUCAAAUCCAGUCUUUUAUUGUAUGAUUGCACUCCUGAAACUUGAUAAUUUAGAAUCAUGAUGAAAUGUUUAAUAAUAACAGGUAUAGCUUCUCUGAUUGUGCUUUGUGAAUCGCAGAGUAAUAACAAUCAGAAACACAGCCCGUUUAAUGUUUUGGAUAAUUCAGUUCAGACAGGUCAAGAAAAAACAGCACAACGCUCAGUUGUUGAGGUAAUAAAAGUGCCAUCAAACAUUGUGACCAGUAAAUUGUCUAGCACUCCAACAGAUGCAGGAAAUAGAGAUAGAAGCCCAUUUAGUCGACCCGAACUGGUCUUGUGGCAUAAUAAUACCAGAUUAAAGCAAGAUAACUCACCUGAAACAUGGCUUUCAUCUGUAGAAGCUAGACAAAAGCAGAACGCGAAUGAUAUCCCUGAUAUAUUACAUAUUGAUCUAGAAAGAGAAAAAUCAACCCAAUCAAGUGUUAGAAAAAUUAAAUAUAAAAUGGAUAGACGGAAGCAACAUCAGCCUAGCAUAAGCGUCUACCAAGAUAAUACACAAAGGGACAUGCAUGACGCUGGGCCUGGUUUGACACCAUGGACUCGAUAUACUACAAAACCAAAAGUUCAGGGUGAAAUAAGUGGAUCACUUUCCAAAGCUACAGGUCAAUGUGGUUACCAGAGAUAUUCACCUAGAACUCAAAUCUGUUGCCAAGGUCAAAUAAUUCGAAGACAAGGAAUCAAACCUUCGUGUUGCGGCACCUUGACCUACGAUGCAGUAUUUAAUAAAUGCUGUACAGGUGUAGUUACCUUCAGAUCACCAGUUGAGCCAGACUGUUGAACGAUUUGUUUCAAGUUAAAGAUAUUGAUUGAAUAAAAGUCUGUAAGUGGAUAGCUAUGAAUUCAUGUUUGUUUUUAAAUAAUUUUGAAGAAACAAACAAUGUAAAAAAAAUUAAAACAAAACACUCUGCUACUCACAUGUUUCUUACAAAGCCUUUUAAUAGUAAAGAAAAAAACACUGAAAUUCACAAACUGCAAUUGACAGCUAUGCUAACGAUUCCGCAUUGGUGGUACAAGUUAUAUUUUAAAAAGUUGGUUUUUAAUUAUUUUUUUCGCAACACCCUGCCCUAGUGCCAUAUUUGAGAGGUUAUAUCUGUAAAAGUAUAUGUCACAAACAGAAUCUUUUGAACAACACAAACAUACAUACACAGAGAACAGACUCAAUAUUUUCAAACCUCAAAAAUAGGUAGGCCUACAUUCAAAUUGGCUUUUCUUACUUUUUGAUAAAAUUAACAAUUUUUGUACAUUUUAAAAAAUGUCCGAUGAAAGGGCAUACACACGUUUGAUCAGAAGAGAGCAAUGGUUCAGUCUUUUUAAAGAAAAUUAAAAAAAUAAAUUAUGACGCAAACAGUAGAUCUGGGUACACAGAAAUAAAGAAUUACUAGUCUCUAGAAUCAGUAGUAGGCCUAUAUUAAAAAGUAAGAACAUUUAUUUAGAAAGCCUCAGUCAAUGUAUCUUUAUGUGAUAAAUGUGUAUUUAUACGUAGUUCUACAAUUAUUGCGGUAUGGUAGGGCUACACUAAAAUACACUUGCGGGAUGAUAUA